AUGUUUGGAUCUCAGCAACCAAUACAGAAGCUUCCGUCUAUUUCGCAGGACCAGAGGUAUGGUCAGCAGCAGUAUGCGAUAGGAAAUGGGAUGAACAAUAGUGGGGUGAGUAGUGGGAUAAUUAGGGGGAGGAGUACAGGGAUAAGUGAUGGCAUGAAUUCUGGUGUGAAUUCUGGCAUUAUUUCUGGCGUUAACUCUGGCAUGAACUCUGACAUGAACUCUGACAUGAACUCUGGCAUGAACUCUGGCAUAAGCAGUACUUCCAGAAUCGAUACCCGGCAGCAGCUGCCCGGUAUGACAUCGCAGCUCCCGCCUCUCUCCAGCGUGUACACGGCGGACCCCGUGCAGCAGCCUGCCCGGUACUCGCCGUUCGCGCCGUUGUCGCCGGGGGAUGAUGUGGAAAGAGGGGUAAGGAAAGUCCGGCGCAGGAAGCGGUCGGUGAUCAGCACCGGGUCGGGCGCUCGGUCUAGGUCGCGGUCGCGGUCCCAGUCCCGGCGGGGCUCCCGGUACGGGGAGUUGCUAGAGGGGGGAAGUGGGAUUGGGAAUAAUCUUGCAAAUAGAAUUAAUGGAAUUAGUGGUGGGAAUAAUGGGGAUAGUGGUGGAAAUAAGGGAAUUAGUGAUGGAAAUAAUGGAGAUGGUGGUGGAAAAAAUGGAGAUAUCAUUGACAACAAUCAGGAGACCGACAACAAGCCAUCAAUAGCCAAACCCCUCAUGUGCAAAAGAAGAGGCCCCUGGUCGCCUGAGGAGGACAAAAAACUCCUCUCCUUAGUGGAUGUUUUUGGCGGGGAGAAAAAUUUGAACUGGGUGAAAAUCUCGCAGAUGCUCGGGACCCGGACCGCGAAGCAAGCCAGGGAGCGGUACCACCAGAACUUGAAGCCCUCACUCAAUAAGUCGCCCAUCACGCCCGAGGAAGGCCGGGUGAUCGAGGGCUUGGUGGCGAAGUACGGGAAGCGGUGGGCGGAAAUUGCCCGGCACUUGAACGGCAGGAGCGAUAACGCAAUCAAGAACUGGUGGAACGGCGGGGCAAACCGGCGUCGGAGGGCCCGGGAGGCACAGGCUCGCAAAGAGGCUACGGGGCCACUAGCUCGGCAGCCACCGCGUGUGCCCUUCGUGGUGCAGCCCUCCGCGCCUCAGUUCAACACAUCGAUUUUUUGCUCCUCCGCCAAUAAUAACAGCAACAGCAGCGGCAGCAGUGGCAGCGUUAGCGCGGGCGUCGGCUCCGACCCGGCAAUCCUCGACCAGGGGCAACCCAUCCAUUUGCCCCCACUCCGGUACGGCCGCAGUGCGUCUGUCGACAUGCGUUCCAAUCUGGGAAUUCCCCAGGAGCCCCUGGCUUCCUCUUUGAGAAAACAGACUUUGCUCGGGGCCGGCCCGGCCGACUCCCUUCUUCGCAGGCACUCUGUGGCCACCGUUAAUCCGAUGGGCAACAUUGGGGGUGUGGGAAAUAUGGGCAACUCGAUGGGCAACUCGAUGGGCAACUCUAUGGGCAAUUUGGGCAAUAUGGGCAACCCAAUGGUUUCGCCACUGUCUAAUUUGUCGUCGCGGAAUUCCUCCAUCACCGAGUACUCCGCCUUCGGUCUACCGGGAGGCGACGCGGGCAUUAACCCGUCCCGCCGGGCCUCCGCCUUCGCCAUACCCCCUUCGUCCGCCCCAUACGUCUCACCCUCCUUUGCCCCUAGGCUCUCGUCCUCGUCCUCGUCCUCGCAAAUUCCCCCCAUGACCCUCGACGACCCCGCAGGCCACCAGGGCCAAAGCCAGCAGCAGGGUCUGCCUGGCUUGCGGAGGGAUAUCUUCAAGAAGAACUUCACCCUGCAGCCUAGUAGUGCCGGCACUGCCCAGCCCUCCAGGGGCGCGCCCGAGCCGGGCCCCUCGUCCAACUUUGGCCCCUCAAAUUUUGCCCCCUCGAAUUCUGCCUCGUCCAAUAUUGCCCCAUCUAAUUCAACCCCAUCUAAUUCUGCCCCAUCUAAUUCUGUGCCCACUCCAGCCACAACAUCCGGCAGCCCUGACAUCGACGCUAGGAAGGAUAAGAUGAGCAUUUCUUUUUUGACCUAA
Molecule: messenger RNA, 2052 nt
Organism: Brettanomyces bruxellensis
Lineage: Eukaryota; Fungi; Ascomycota; Pichiomycetes; Pichiales; Pichiaceae
Exons: 1
Coding region: 1-2052 (683 amino acids)
Biological process (GO): mitotic cell cycle; positive regulation of transcription by RNA polymerase II
Cellular component (GO): nucleus
Molecular function (GO): DNA-binding transcription factor activity, RNA polymerase II-specific; RNA polymerase II cis-regulatory region sequence-specific DNA binding
Source: RefSeq, a predicted model, not a curated record